GUGUUGACAUGGCAUAAAAAAAGAAAUUAUUCUUUUAUUUAUUUAAUAUAAAACCAAUUUUUUCCAAACAAUAAUGGGAAUUCCAGGCUUCACAAAGUUCAUAAAUGACCGGGCCCAGCUAUAUUACGAAAACCACGAUCUCACGGACUGUAAUUUGAUAAUCGACGGCCAUAGUAUCUCCUGUCAACUUUACAACUGGAAACAUUGGCAGUUUGAUGCGAGAUCCUUGAAUUGCUAUGGAGGUGAUUACGAUAAGUACGUCUAUAUCGUAAAGAACUUCUUCUGGAUGCUCCGAGAAGUCAGAGUCAAGCCUAUAGUGAUCUUUGAUGGAGGCUUUGAGCAACGAAAACUACCAACAAUAUUGAAGCGGAUGCAGGACAAACUUAACAUUGCUGAGCGUUUAACUCCCGAGUCUGAAACGCAAAAUCCUUACGAAGUGGUAUUUCCUUUGGGUUUACGUGAAGCUUUUAAGGAUAUUUUAAGAAAUUUGGAUGUAGAAAUGGUAAUGUGUGAAUAUGAAGGUGAUCAGGAAAUUGCCAGUAUUGCAAAGACUUUAAACUGUCCUGUGUUAACUUUUGAUAGUGACUAUUAUAUUUUUGGAGCUCAAUAUAUCCCUUUCAAAACCUUGGAGAGUAAAGUGUGCGCAGUGGACAAUUGGCGUACAGGAACUUAUAAAUUUAUAUCAUGUAAGUUAUAUAAAAUUGAGAAAUUCUUAGAAGAUUUUCAGGGUUUAAAAGAAAACACCUUGCAUUUAUUGCCAGUACUAUUAGGUAAUGAUUAUAUAGAUCAAAGAAUAUUUAAUGACUUUUUAUUAAUGAUAAAUAUUGAUGGAAAUGUGAGAUUACAAGAUAAAAUUAAACUUGUACUUGAUUGGUUGAAAACACAAACCCCUGAAAUGGCUAUUAGAAGUAUUUUGAAAACCUUUCAGAACAAUAAGGAAAGAUUGUUUAUUUUAAAUAAAAUUGAAAAAAUUGUCAGUGCUUAUUAUUUUAAAGAGAGUAAAAUAUUCAAGUAUUUAGGAAUUAAAGCCAAGGAUAAGAAAAGCUAUGAGGAAAUUGAUUUUGACUUGUUGAAACAAGAAGUUGAAAAUUCUAAUGAAUCCGUUAUUGAAGAAACUUGUGAUAAAAAUGCUACUAAAGAUAUUACAAAUACUGAACUUGAAAAUACAAAUAAUAAAGAAUCUGCCGAAAACAGCCCUAUGACCCAUAGCAUAAACUUAGAAUAUGGAAAAAAUUGUAAUUCUAACACAAAUGAAGAAACCAAAAAUAUUAAUUUGACUAGUGCUGAGGAUGACAAAAUAGUAGAAAGUAUGGAAGUCUCAGGGGAUGAUGUAGAAGAAUCUGCUGAAAACUGCCUUAAAAAAAUUGAGAUUGAAGAAAAUAGUAAUUCUCUUGCUGAAGUUGAUAUAAAUGAGGAAACUGUAAAUCCAAAUUUGCAUACCGAUAAAACAAAUAAUGGGGGAGAAAGUAUGCAUGUUAAAAGUCAUAUUGAUAAUUCUCCUGUUGUUGAUUAUACUGAAAUAGACAAUUUUAUUGAAAUUGCACCAAUAUCACAAGUUGAAACUGACAUCAAUUAUUGCCCUGACGGUGAAAAUAUUGAAAUAAAAAACGGAUACCUUUUAAAGGCUGAUACAAAUAGUUCUCCAAUUGCAGAAAAUACUGAGGCCGAGGCUCAUUUCUAUAAUCCUCCUGUUGCUGAAAAUAUAGAAAUAGAAAAUUGUGCAAUUCUAGGGUCUCAAACAAAUUAUUCUCCUAGUGCUGAAAAUAUUGAAAUCAAUGAAUAUAGUAUUGAAAUUGGUGAAACUUCACAGGUUGAAGAUUAUUCUGUUGUUGCUGCAGAUACUAAUGUAGAAAAUGGGGACACUUCAAAGGUCGAAGCUGCUUUAAGUAAUUCUUCAGCUGCUGAAAAUAUUGAAAUAGAAAAUGGAGAAAUUUUAGAUGCUGAUACAAUUGUUGACGCAAACAAAAAUACAGAAAAUAAUAAUAAUCCUUCUGCUGCUAAAAAUACUGAAAUAGAAAAUGGGGAAGUUUCACAAGCUGAAGCUGAUUUAAAUAAUUUUCCCAUUGCUGAAAAUCUAGAUGAUGAUGAGAAAGAAGCCAAAUCAUCUCCAUUGCCAUUAAACACAUUUAAUUUCGAAGAAACUCAUCUAGAAAAGUCCAGUGCAUCUAAAAACCUAAUUCCAAAAAUAUUUAAAAAGAACUUCCUAAAAUGCCUCUAUCCAUCAUCUUUCAUGGAUAUUUUAACUCAAAACAAAUACUAUUGCAUACCUCAAGUGGAGAAUUAUUUAGAAGAAAAUUCUCAUAAGUUUUCUUUUGAUAUUUUACGAGCCAUUCACAAAAUUUUGACAAACAGUGAUGAACAAUUUACAAUAGUGGGACGAGGUGAAGGAUCUACAGUUGAGCAUUUUCCACAAGAAAAAUGUAAUAUCAAAGUGCCUGAUCUAAUCGAAAUUGAAGAAUUAACCUUACAAGAAAGAAGAACUUUUUUUUUUCAAAUAUUAAACCUUGAUAAUAAUUUUGUAAGUUUACUAGACCAUUUUCCCACUGAAUGGCACCCAUUGAUAAUAUCCUUAAAGUUUGCUUCUACAAAAACCACAUUUCAAACCCCAUUAAUUUAUUCUAUAAUUUUAGGUUUUAUUAUUCUGAAUUACAUUGACCCCAAAAUUGGAUUUUAUAGAUCAAUCGAUCGAUACAAACAGAAAUAUUAUGCAUUUAUGCAAAGUUUACCCCCUAUAAAUGAGCAUGUGCCUUUUAGGGCUGACAGAAAUUGUUUUUACUACUUCCCCAGGAAAGAUUGUACAAUUUUUAUGCAAAAAAUCAUUUAUUUGUUUACAGCGAACCCUCACGACGAAUUUGAUAGACAUUUAUUGCAUCAAAUGUCACAAAUUCAAAGUGUCUUAUUGCACAUUAAAUAUUUGAAUACUUUAUUAAAGAAUCCUUACACGAAUUUAAUUAUACAUCAAAUAUUUAAUGCAACGUUUAUUUAUAAUUUGACUAAAGUUUUUAGAGAAAAAUCCUUGGAGUUAGAAAAUAAUUAUUUGAAUGUGUUUUUCAAAGAUUGUCCCAGUAUUUUGGCAGGUUUGAAGUAUGUUUUAAAUAUGUUGAGUAAGCAAUUAUUGAUGUUGUAAUAAUUAUUGUUGAGGUUGUUUCAGUAAAAAUCACUUUUGUUGAAACAACAUUUUUCUUAGAUCUAGGUGUUACCUA
Messenger RNA from Ceutorhynchus assimilis (cabbage seed weevil), 3203 nucleotides. Lineage: Eukaryota; Metazoa; Arthropoda; Insecta; Coleoptera; Curculionidae. The record is from the annotation of a GenBank genome assembly.